Molecule: messenger RNA, 2572 nt
Organism: Oryza sativa Japonica Group (Japanese rice)
Lineage: Eukaryota; Viridiplantae; Streptophyta; Magnoliopsida; Poales; Poaceae
Source: RefSeq, a predicted model, not a curated record
GAGGCAAUGCAGAUGGCGGUGGCGGCGAGCACCGAGGCCCUGGCGGUUGCGGCCGCGGCGACGGCGAGGGCGCCUCAGCACCACCACAUCCCAUCGCAGCCGAGGUGGGUGGUCAUCCUGUACUCGCCGCUGCACGGUAUGGUGGCCGCCGCGCCGCCACCUCCCCCACCGCAGUUCGUCAAGCACUUCGCGCCGCCGGCACCGGUCACCCCGCCGCCGCAUCCACAACCGCAGCAGCAGCAGGCGACGGGCGGCCGGGGGUGGAUCCGGCGGCGGGAACAGGGACGAGAACCGAACGAGGGCUACGACGAUUUGGGCGCCGACGAUGAGGAGCAGCAGCAGGCAGCGGCGGCCGGGGGUGGCCCCAGCGGCGAGGUCCGGUCUCUUCUCCCCAGCUUGCUCCCCCGAUCCAACGGCGAGAUCCGGCGAGGUAGCAGCAUUUAAUAUGGGCAAAUCAGUCUUUAGUAAAAUGGCCAAACUUUACCAUGCAUCUAAAUACCAACUAGCAAAACUUCAAUGCCAAAUCUUUUGCCACCAAAACAUUUGCCAAAAAAUUUGCCAUAGCAAAUUGAUCUAAACAUGCCCUUAUUAUUCUUGGUCACCACGCUUUUUUACUUAGAUAAUGAUUAAAAUGGGAUGGAAGGAGUAAUAAAGCAUGUGGGAAUGAUUGCAUAAAGAUUGUGAUUGAUUGAAAAAAGAAAAUAUGUGAAAGAGAAUGGUUGUAAUUGGUUGAAAGGGAAAGAUAGAUGAAAAAUAGCUUCAUUUUAUAACAAAUUGUUUUGCUAAAAAUAACUAUAUUUUAGAUGAAGUUAGUAGUAGAAACGAAACAACCAUUCCGUUCAGUGUGCGCGCAUAUUUUCUCAUCAAGAUUCAGAUUUUACCUCAAACUUCCAUUAGCAUGUUUUUUAAAUUAUUAAAUAGUAAUAUAUAUAUAUAUAUAUAUAUAGGGAUGGGUGGGGGCAAACGUGUCUGUACACCAAGUUGUGGCAUAGUAGCACAUGUAGCCACCAUCCAUCUCUUUAGCUUUGGACCAACUAAAGAUGCCGCAAUUAUGCAGCCGGUAGUCCAGUCCCGUCCCCACUCCACACCCUACCACCGUGUUGCACGAUCCGUCCAUCAAUGCGUAUCGAUGCGAUCGUUCGUGCACGCACGCACGCAUGUUGUCCUCGUGCCAAAUGCCAUGGCCGGUGCGCCCAGAGACGAGAGAAAAAACAACGACCUCAAGACAUGCAGUUCGUCCCAGUCCCACCUAACCAAAGGGCCGAACCCUGGUUAAAUAAUGGCCAGCCAGCGCAGUGCUGCGCCACCGCACCGCACCACCACCGCUGCGGCAUCACCAAUCGGCAAUCGCAGAGCAAAAGCAUCGGGAGGAGCAAGCUACUAGUAGUAGUAUAGUAGUACUAGUCAAAGAAAUCAACAGCUUGAUUGACCAUGGCCGCCGCCGCCCCCUCGCGAGUCUCCGUCAGGGCCGCGGCGCCCGGGCAAACGGGGGGCUUCGCCAAGAUCCGGCCGCAGGUGGUGGUGGCAGCGGCGGCGAGGUCGGCCGGGGUGAGCGGCCGCAGGGCGAGGAGCGUUCGGGCGUCGCUGUUCUCGCCGAAGCCGGCGACGCCCAAGGACGCGAGGCCGGCCAAGGUGCAGGAGAUGUUCGUGUACGAGAUCAACGAGCGCGACCGCGAGAGCCCCGCCUACCUCCGCCUCAGCGCCAAGCAGACGGAGAACGCCCUCGGCGAUCUCGUCCCCUUCACCAACAAGCUGUACAGCGGAAGCCUGGACAAGCGGCUGGGGAUCUCGGCGGGGAUCUGCAUCCUGAUCCAGCACGUGCCGGAGCGCAACGGCGACCGCUACGAGGCCAUCUACAGCUUCUACUUCGGCGACUACGGCCACAUCUCCGUGCAGGGCCCGUACCUGACCUACGAGGAGUCCUACCUCGCCGUCACCGGCGGCUCCGGCGUCUUCGAAGGCGCCUACGGCCAGGUCAAGCUCAACCAGAUCGUCUUCCCCUUCAAGAUCUUCUACACCUUCUACCUCAAGGGCAUCCCCGACCUGCCGCGGGAGCUGCUCUGCACGCCCGUCCCGCCGUCCCCGACCGUCGAGCCAACGCCAGCCGCCAAGGCCACCGAGCCCCACGCCUGCCUCAACAACUUCACCAACUAGCUCAACCCGCGCUGUACAUCACUUCCAAGUUCCAAUUGCUACUGUUACUACUCUGCCAAUAAUUGAUGGAGAUGCAGAUCGAGCUGCCUGAUUAGUUUAGUGUUAAUUGCGGCAUGUGCGGUGUGUAUCGUAUCACUGAUAAGGAAGAGGAAUCGAGGACAAGAUAUUUGUUUCCUCCCUGCGAUGAGCCGAUGAACUGAUCCGAACAAGAAGAGGCUUCUUGGUAGUAGGUGGAUUGGAAUAUCGAAAUGAUAUGAUUGUGAUCCGCAACUACAACGACCGCCACUACGGAGAGCUCAUGCUAUUUGUUUGUUUGUUUUUGUACUAGUGCUCAAAUAUAUACUCCAGCUCAUGUCCAUGUGUAUGUUUUGCUGCUAUUAUUUUUUUCUCCUGAAAAUAAAAUAUAUAACAACGCGCA